AUGAAUCCAUUCCAUGCCAUCUCCCCUGCCAUGCAAGGAGGACACCCCCACACCAAAACCCUCUUGGCUCGCAAGGAUAUAUGGAUGCUGAUUUUGGAGACCCUCAGGCUCCCAGACCUACUCACAGUAGCUCGAACGUGUCGUACCAUGUGCUUUCACGCACUGUCUUUCCUCGCCGCCUGCGAAAUGACAAACUGUCUGAUGACCGGCUCUUGUUCUCGCGCGAUGUUGACAGGUGACACUGCCCAUCCAUGCCGAGACCUGAAUCUCGUCUGUGCGCAAGAUGGCUUCGAGAUCAUGCACACCUUCCUCGUGGAAUCUUUCCAAUUUGUGCAAAUCUCUGACCAACGGCAUCCAGCCCUGCGGUAUGCCGUUGGCGAAUGCCGUCAAUAUGCUAAGGGAGAGAGUCUCAUCACCAUGUCCACGCCUAAGCCAGGCAUGCAUGUUUUACACGUCAUCCUCAGUGCUCCUUCCACAGCAGAUAUGGUAUUCAUGAAUGGAGGGGGACUUGCAUGCUUUUACUCUCGAUGGUGCAAAGAAGGACUCUCUGUUGUGACGCACACAGGACGUCAAUCACUGUGGAGCAGGCAGAUAGGCUGUGCCGGCAAUUCCAACCAUGGUCUGCGACUUCACCAAGACACCGAUUUUCUCCGUCGACCAUGUGGCAAGCUGUGUCCCACCCUCUGGCACCAUGUUGAGUCCAGUCCUCACCUUCUUGCUCUAGAUUGGUCGCCACAUUCUUCCAUCAAAAAUGUAUCAAACGACGCGGACGUCGAAUGGCGCUUAAACUCGUAUUGCCUCAAUUCAGCGUGCCCGCAUAACCUCACAGUCAUGGCUGCGAAUUACGAGUGUGCCGGAUCCCAAACAGAUUUAGACGUCAGACACGUUUCAACUCAACUAGCAUGCCGCCAGCCUACCUACCUUCACGUCUUUCAAGGUAUUUUUUAUGGCGCGAGAAGCACCCAACCAUUUCUCGUUCCUGUACCGGUGCGAGACGGUGCGCCGACCUGCCCCAGUCUUGAUGAUUUAGAUGUCAACUAUUGGGUGAAGCAGUAUAGUCUUGGCGUGUAUACGACCGCACGCAGAUGCCUGCAAUGUACCUUUGAUCAUGUGCCACACAUACCUGGUGUGUUAGACGGACUCUACACACUUUUCUUCGAACGACCAGCGGCUGCUACGCAAAGGAACCGUUUGAUCAGGAAGAUGGCGAGGCUGAAUGGCUGCACGGAAGUCAUCAAAGGCAGUCUCUUGGUGAUGAAAGAGGGACCUCGUGGCCUCAUGGAUUUGAUGCAUAAUGACAUCGAUCAUGCCAACCUUCUCAUCAACAGCCUCUUGUACUACUCAUGCCUCCCCAGAGCUACCACACCAUGA
Suillus plorans is the source of this 1371-nucleotide messenger RNA. RefSeq lists its product as uncharacterized. The record is from RefSeq and is a predicted model, not a curated record. The coding region runs from base 1 to 1371 and encodes 456 amino acids. The transcript is spliced from 6 exons. NCBI's taxonomy places the organism in Eukaryota, Fungi, Basidiomycota, Agaricomycetes, Boletales, Suillaceae.